UUGCUAUUGUUUUCACGUUUCAAACAUCCAUUUAUGACAAUUGUAGUGUGUAUCAAGAUGCCCCCUCUACAUAUCAGCCGACUUCUCACUUUUACACCUUGAGCUUCAAUUGGCUUACAAUUGAUUUUCAAUUUUGAUUGAAUUUUCAACAAGAACGGUUUCCAUCUGAAGAAUAUAGUUCUCUGUAAUUCACAACGAAGUACAUUCAGUUACUUAUCCAAUUCCGAAUUGCUGAAAACGUUUUACAAAUUGCUACCGUGAGAUUUCUUGAUUUUUUUUCGACUCAAUAAUGAUAAUUCAAUUGUUGCAGCCGAUUCAACUUGAAGUGUAUGAACUAUAAAACCUGUGAUGUGUAUAUUUUGUAAUAGUUUUUGUCUAACAAUUUUUCGUUCUUACUGCAUUAAACUCGAAGUCGUGCAAUAACCGACACAUUGUUUGUAUAGUACGUUUAGCUAGGGAUGCAUUCGGUGCACGAGCUACGGUUAAUAAAUUUUUUUGCUAUCAAGUGUUCGUUCCUAUUCAGUCUCUAUACAACAAUGUUAAGGGAUUAUUGAAAUAGCUGCUCGUUUACAAUUUAAAAAAAGAAAGAAAAUCUGUUUAUCAUAACAGAAUGGUAAAAAUAAUAAUUCUUCUUUGGAUGACCUUAUGGACUGCUCAAAAUGUUGUUUCCGAUGAGAUUAUGUAUGCAGACAUUGCUGACAAACAAACAUCAGUCAACCAUUCAGACACAGAAACUAGUGCCAAUCACAUUCAUUUAAUUACUGCACUCCAUGAACGAUUUGCUAAAAAUCAAAAUCAAAGUCCAGAAUGUAUGGUCAACUCGUCUAUCGAUGAAUUUCCAGACGAUAUUUUCACUAAUGAACAACGACUCAAUGGUUUUAUUGUCCUACAUUUACUGGGGGCAAUGUACUUUUUCACACUGUUAGCAGUCGUAUGUAAUGACUACUUUUUGCCGUCUGUGGAAUGUAUUUGUAGUGAUCUUAAUAUAUCAAAGGAUGUUGCUGCCGCUACUUUCAUGGCUACAGCAACUACAACCCCUGAAUUUUUUACCAAUGUCAUCAGUACAUUCGUCAUGGAUUCUGACAUGGGAGUGGGUACAAUAAUUGGAUCUCUGAUGUUUAAUACGCUCGGCGUUGCAGCCGUUGCAGGGAUAGCUUCAGUUUCUGUAGUGAAAUUAGAGUGGUGGCCCAUUACAAGAGAUUCGGUAUUGUAUUCCGUUCAUCUGUUGGUUCUCAUUUUAUUUGCAUGGGAUUCCAAAAUAACUUUGUACGAAUCGAUCGUGCUGGUCAUCUUGUACUUCACGUAUUUUGUGAUUUUGUUUCAAAAUACUCGAAUUAGGAAUUUCGUUACUGGACUCUUUGCCGGAAGAAGCAGCUGUCGUAAAAGCUAUGACUUUCCGCUUCCAUCACCAAAUGAAAUCAAUGACACACCAUCCAGGUAUGACCAGAACAAUAAUACUUCAAAUCAGGAAAAACCGAUUUACUACAUCAACGGUGAAUCAAGCUGUCAAUCAGUCCAUGCAGUAGACGAUUCAACGGAUGUAGACAGUCUGUGGUCAUUCCCGAAUGGGAGAUGGCAGAAAAAGUUUUGGUGGACAUAUACGUGGCCAAUUAAAUUUAUUCUUACGAUUACGAUACCGAGUCCGAAAACAUACAAAAAGCUCUACCCACUGUCAUUUGUUCUAUGUAUCGUUUGGAUUGGGAUCAAUUCGUAUCUUAUAGUUUGGAUGAUGACCGUUGUUGGCUACACUUUUGCUAUACCCGAGAAUGUAAUGGGAUUAACAUUGUUGGCUGCUGGAGGUUGCAUGCCCGAAGCAAUUUCAAGUGUUUUGAUGAUUCGUAAAGGCGAAAGCGGAAUUGGCGUAUCAAACUCAUUGGGUGCAAAUUCACUCGCCAUAUUAAUGUCGCUAGGCGUUCCGUGGCUCAUACGAAACCUUAUUUAUCAGAGUACCACUGAUAAAUCGUUUAUUGUUUUAAAUUCCUAUGGCGUUGAAUAUACGAUUGCGUCGCUGUUAGUAGCAACGAUAUUGUUGUAUGUCGUAUUAGCAAUUGCAAAAUAUCGUCUCAAUAAAAAGGUUGGAUUCUCAUUGUUGACUAUUUACGCGAUAUUUUUGACGCUUGGUAUCCUGAUGGAGCUAGAUAUUUUGUUACCAUCCGGUAACUGUACAUAGGAAAUUUUUUAUUUAUUUAUUUUUAGUUAAAUUUUUGCUUACAAUAAAGAUUUAUGCCA
Molecule: messenger RNA, 2229 nt
Organism: Bradysia coprophila
Lineage: Eukaryota; Metazoa; Arthropoda; Insecta; Diptera; Sciaridae
Product: sodium/potassium/calcium exchanger 4-like
Biological process (GO): calcium ion transmembrane transport; intracellular calcium ion homeostasis
Cellular component (GO): plasma membrane
Molecular function (GO): calcium, potassium:sodium antiporter activity; calcium channel activity
Source: RefSeq, a predicted model, not a curated record